CUACGGCCGGCAUGGCAUGGCACCGCACCGCACCAUUGUUCUCCAAUUUGAUUGAAAUCAAUAGAGUCGUCGUCGAACAGCGCAGCGGAGAAGAGCAGAAAUGGCUUCCGCAUCCAUUUCUCUCUCCUCCAUUCUCAACCCUAACCCUCGCUAUUCACUGUUUUCCCACACUUCCUCUCUCUCAAUUUUCUCUCCCCUCGCCGCCCCACCCUGUCAUACUCUGAUGAGAGCCAUCCAUUCUCGUGAAACUCCUCCCAAAACCGCCCGGAGAUGGAAAAUCCACGCUGUUUCCGAGGAAGCCUUACCCUUACCUCCAGAAGCAAACCCAAUCGACAGCUCCCAGCAGAUAGUCUCAGGCGGCGAUGAUGGCGUCUCCAACAUCAUCUCCGUUCUUCUGUUCAUCGCCUUUCUCGGCCUGUCCAUUCUCACCAUUGGGGUUAUCUACAUAGCGGUGACAGAUUUCUUGCGGAAGAGGGAGAGGGAUAAGUUUGAGAAAGAGGAGGCGGCCAAGAAGAAUAAGAGCGGUAAAAAGAGGCCGGCCAGACCCAGAGCCAGAGCUGGACCCAGAGGCUUUGGGCAAAAAAUCGAGGACGAUGAUGACGGCUUGUAAAAUGCACAGAGAUUGUGUAGAGCUGCAGCGCUAAAAACGGGGAAUGAAAAACGAGAGCAAAGGGAAGCUCAAACUAGCCUCAGUUAGCUGUACAACAACUUCCUGUUUCACAAUGGAAGCUAAGCAGGUUGCAGAGACUGAGCAGCAGCUCUCCUUUCUGCAAAUAAUUGAAAGAUGGUAGUUAGAAAAGCUAGCCGUCAAAUGUCUCCAUAGAAGCAGCAACUAGUAGUAUAGAAGUCUAUUGAAGAAUAUCUAGAUGACAAUUUACAGAAGAAAACAAUCUUCCACAUAUUUCACCAUGGUAAUUCACUGGAUCUCAACCUGUGUUACUUGAA
This is a messenger RNA of Diospyros lotus (date-plum), 945 nucleotides long. RefSeq lists its product as uncharacterized. The transcript has 3 exons. Bases 101 to 610 code for a protein of 169 amino acids. The record is from RefSeq and is a predicted model, not a curated record. Lineage: Eukaryota; Viridiplantae; Streptophyta; Magnoliopsida; Ericales; Ebenaceae.